CGGCCGUUUCUUCACUCCCUCUCCCUCUCUCUCUCUUACUUUCUUCCUUCGCUUCGUAUUUGGGGGUUUUGGAGCGUCGCCACUCUCUCUCUCUCUCUCUCUCUCUCUUCUCUUCCUUCUCUCUCCUCAUUUCAAAGGUCGUCUCUUUCCCGCUGUUCUGCCCCUCUUCCUCCUCUCCGCGUUUUCAGAAAAACAAAAAAAUUAGGGUUUUACCUCUUUCCUUUCCCCUUCUUCUGUGCUUUUCUCCAUCUUCCCCUUUCCCUGUCUUCUCUUCCUCGUCCAUUCGUCGACACACUGUGCUUUCCUUCUCUUUGUCUCGUUACCCUUUUCGUCCCUUGUGGCGGCGAUGUCCCUUUCUGUCUCCAAAUCGGACGUCGCUACGCACACACUGCCCGCCCGCCUCCGCACGACCAUUCAGUCCAUCAAGGAAAUCGUCGGCAACCAUUCCGAUCAUGAUAUCUACGUGAUGCUCAAGGACUCCAACAUGGAUCCCAAUGAGACCGCCCAGAAACUCCUAACGCUGGAUCCAUUUCAUGAAGUGAAGAGGAAAAGGGACAGGAAAAAAGAGAAUUCAAUCCCUAAGGGCCCACCAGAAAUGAAAAAGCGGCCAGAGCAUACUGUUCAAAGUCUUCAUCCUCAGACACAGUGGGACCGAAAUAAUCGGAGAGGGGGCUAUACUCGUACUAAUGUGCCAGGGGUUAAUCAAGAAUUUCGUGUGGUACGUGAUAAUAGAGUCAAUCAAAACUCGAACAAAGAAAACAGGACCGAUGUGACUCAUUCACCUGCUUUGAAAAUUGAGAAACUGCCUUCCAAUAAUUCAAAGCAAAGCUCUCCGGGAAAAUUAACUGAUCAAAAGAACUACGGUUCCAAUGGAAACUCAGGAUGUCAAGCGCAAGUUUCCCAUGAGGCUGGGGCAAAACAUGCAGGUGAUAAUAUUUCCAAGGGCAGUCAUUUACCAUCGUUGCCAGAGGAGAGCAGAAUGGUGUCUGUGCCAAAUUCUUUGUUAAGAAUAGAAGCUCGUUCACUAGGUUCUGAACAACAAGCUGAAUCCUUGGCAUCAACUAGUUCUGUGGCGGGGGUUUAUUCCUCAUCAAAGGAUCCAGUCCAUGUUCCAACUCGUAAUCCUGGAUUGUCUGGGACAGUUGGAACAAUUAAACGUGAAGUUGGAAUAGUUGGUGCUCGCCGUCAAUCAUCUGAAAAUUCUGCUACCCAAUCACCUGUUUCAAGUAGUUCUUUCUCCAUUCCAAUUCUGGUAAAGGACAUGCCUGCAACAACAUCAUCAUUUGGAAAUGCUACAUCUUUGACCAAGAAUGACCAAUACAGUCAACCAGCUCCACAAAAACCUGUUUUGCCUGGUUUGUCUGUUAAUCGUCCUCUGUUGGGAAACCAGUACAGCGUCAGGGCUCAUCAGCAACUUCCUGGUCAUCAAAAAGCUACCAAUAUGGAAUGGAAACCUAAGUCUUUAAGCCAAAAACAAACUACAAGCACUCCUGUAGUUGAGGCAACUUCAACCAGCACUUCGUCAGGAGCUGAUAGCUUAGUCAGGCGGCAAGUGGAAGUGAACCAUUUGUCAGAAAAGCUUUCAGAAGCAAAUAUUGGCCCAUAUCAGCAUGUAAUCAUACCAGACCAUCUUAGAGUACCAGAGGCUGACUUAACACGAUUGACAUUUGGAAGCUUUGGGACAGUGCUUGAUGCUAACAAGAUUUAUACCCCUGGAUUGAGGGAGUCCAUGGAAAGUGAAGAACAAAAAGAUGGGCGUUCUGCAAGUCCAAUGGAUGAUGCUGUGGUUAAUCCUGGAGGAAUCUCAAGUGAACAGUCAGUGUCACAGGAUGAACAACCUGGCAUAUCUGGAUCUCAUUCCCCUUCUGCUGUUUCAUCUGAAUGUCCGUUGCCAGAAGGAAAAGAUUCAUCUAGUGGGCAGAAUUUGGAGAACUAUGCAAAUAUUGGACUUGUCCAAGGCCAGAGCCCUUCUUCUUUUGGCCCAGCAGAGCCACAGGAGCCAGAUCAUUCCCAUCUCCAAACUUUUUCGCAACAGGCUUAUGAUCAUCCAAAUUAUGAUGCACCAUUCUUCAGGCAAGCUAUGGAUGAGAAUGUGAGAGAGCAAGGCAUGGCAUCGCCUCAGGAGGGAUUGACUACACACGCAAAUGGUGCCACUCCAUCAACAGUUUCAAUGAUGCAGCAGCAACAGAUGGCACCAGUAUACCCCCAACCUGCUGGAGUUCAUCUACCUCAGUUUCCAAAUUUCUUUCCAUACCGACAAUUUUUAUCACCACUAUAUGUGCCACCGAUGGCAGUGCCCAGCUUUUCUGGCAGCCCUGGAUAUCCUCACCCACCUGCAGGCAGCAGUUACCUGAUAAUGCCUGGAGGAAGCUCACACCUCACUCCAGGUGGUCUGAAAUAUGCACCUGCACAGUAUAAGCCUAUUCCUGGUGCUAGUCCGAUAGGAUAUGGAAAUUACUCAAAUCCAGCUGGAUAUGCUGUGACAACUCCAAUGACACCAAGUGGCAAUACUGGUGUUGAUGAUGUUUCCAGAAUCAAGUACAAGGAAAACAAUCUCUACAUUCCAAAUCCACAGGCCGAGAGCUCAGAAAUCUGGAUCCAGACGCCGAGAGAACUUUCUGGUUUGCAGUCGCCUCCAUAUUAUAAUAUAUCUGGACAGGUUCCUCAUGCUGGAUUUGUGCCCUCACAUACAGGCCAUGCAUCAUUUAACACUCCACAAUCUUCACACGUGCCCUUCGCCAACAUGUAUCACCCUUCGCAGCCAGCAGCAUUGGCCAACACACACCACUUGGUGCACCAGCAAUUGCCUGGGAUGGGUGGUGUUGCAGCAGCUUCUGGUGGUCAGGUUGGAGCCUAUCAGCAGCCACAGCUUGGUCAUCUGAAUUGGGGCAACAAUUUCUAGUUGCCAAUUGUUCAACCUCACUAGAUUAUAUGAUCGAAUGGAGCCCUCCAUGUGAAACUCUGUAACAAAAACUUGUGUUUAAUAUUUUCAUAAUGCAUCCCAAUCCCAGCCUUCUUCUA
Messenger RNA from Nymphaea colorata (pocket water lily), 3021 nucleotides. RefSeq names its product GBF-interacting protein 1-like. Gene Ontology annotation, molecular function: protein binding. The coding region runs from base 347 to 2902 and encodes 851 amino acids. The record is from RefSeq and is a predicted model, not a curated record. The transcript is spliced from 10 exons. NCBI's taxonomy places the organism in Eukaryota, Viridiplantae, Streptophyta, Magnoliopsida, Nymphaeales, Nymphaeaceae.